GUACAAAGAAAGGGACUUUAUUUAUUAUAUGUAUUGGCAUAUAAAAAAAAACCGAAUGAAAAAAUCCUUCCUUGCGCAGCUGUACUUCAGAACUAGUUCAUUCUCACUCAAAAGGGCUUUUUAUAUCAUUUUAAACGUGUUACGAAACUACGUGUUGACGAUACAUUUCAAAAGGAUAAAACUUUUAGUGAUGAGUCAGGUUCGCUGUCGUCGUCGUCGUCUUCGUCAUCAUCAUCAGGAGCAGCAGCAGCAGCAGCAGCUCUACGGCCUCCCCUGAGUGACGUAACGCCACUUCCUCGUUCCAGGGAUCAGUGUCCGAACUGCAAACGGCCUCAUUUAAAUACAAAGAAUGCGCAGUCGCCGCUUCGCGUGCCAACUCUCGCGACCAUCUCGGGCUAAAAGAAGACGAAUUCAGCACGAGCGUGUAGCUUUCUUAGUGCUGGCACGAGGGCUUCAGACCCCCUCCCACCUCUGGCGGCGGACACGAGCACAGAUGCGCAUCCCCGCUGCGGAGGGUAUGGGAAGCGGCGGCUCCAGAGCUCCGCGUCUGCGCAGGGUGUGCGCCGAGCACCGCGGGGGAAUCAACUGGCUGAGCGUGAGCCCGGACGGGAAGCGCGUGCUGACCUGCAGCGAGGACGGGACCGCGCGCGUGUGGUGGACGUCGGGGCCGCGCUGCUACGCGCUCCUUCAAGGACAUGAGAGCUACGUAACCCAUGGUCAGCUGGAGGAUGACGCGGCGUACACGUGUAGCGCGGACCACACGGUGAGGCGCUGGGAUGUGGACACGGGACUGUGCAUGCACGUCUUCAGGGGACACACUUCCACUGUGAACAGGCUCCUGGUUGCUGGAGGGUGUGUGUUCAGUGGUUCGUAUGACCGCACGGCACGCUGCUGGAGCCCUGACAGUGGCUGGCAGCUGCAGGAGUUCCGGGGCCACCGCAACAGCGUGCUGGUGUUGGCUCACUUCGCAGGACACGCUGUGAUGCCUGGGUUUGAGUCAGACAGUGAGGAGGACCGGAACUUUCUGGUGACAGGCAGCACCGAUUGCACCGCCAGACUUUGGUUGGUGUCUGACGGCCGCUGCUGUCUCACCCUUCGUGGCCACAAAGGGGCAGUCCUCUGCAUGGUGUUGGACACGCUCAGAAGGGUCCUGUUCACGGGUAGCAUGGACAACACGGUGCGGUCCUGGGACCUUGCAACCGGGGACCAGAUAUGCAUUUUUCAGGACCACCAGGGCUCUGUCAUCUGCCUGGAGCUUGUGGACAGACACUUGUACUCGGGAAGCACCGAUCGGACUGUCAAGUGUUGGUUGGUUGCCUCCGGAGAGUGUGUGCGUACGCUCAAGGCACACCGACACACUGUGAGCGCACUCCAGUAUCACAAGGGCAUCUUGUUUACAGGAAGCGGAGACUCUUGUGCAAGGGCCUUCGAGACAUCGUCCGGGGUUCUGAAAAAAAUCUUCAAGGGACACAAGUUUAUCAUCAAUUGUCUGCAGGUUUGUGACCAGAUGCUCUACACAGCAUCCCAUGACUGCACCAUGAGGACGUGGGACGUGGAAGGCCUGUGUGGAGGUGACCGUGGGGGGAGUGGACAGAACCAGCGCAAAGGCACCUUUGGCCUUUUGCGGGUGGGCAAAAACAGAGUGGGCUGUGUGGAGUCGCCGAGAACGUCCGCCAUGAAGUGUGGUGUUGGAGACGAUGGCGGCAAUCAGGAGGAGACACUGGAGCUGUUCUAGGCUGCUUGGCAUGGUUUACAAGUGAAAUCGUUCCCAGAUUUGUCUUCCACUGACAUAUUUGGCACACUGGAAAAUAUUAAACUUUUUUUGAUGUUUGGACACACCCUAAUGGAUAGAGUUGUGUGACAACACUGGAUCGGAGCCAUCCAAGAUAAUUAACCUCUACAGUGCUUCCCGACCUCCCCUUUUCAUGUCACACCAGCUGAGCUGCCAUUUCGUGGUGUCCUCUUGCUUCCUCUCCUGAAGAUCUCUGCUCCUCUUAAAUUUCCUCUUAAACUGGCUCCCUCUCUGUUACGGCAUCCUUGUUAAAUGCUGCUGGACCUCAGAUGUAGUGUUUUUGGACCACUUGAUCCUUG
Molecule: messenger RNA, 2091 nt
Organism: Scleropages formosus (Asian bonytongue)
Lineage: Eukaryota; Metazoa; Chordata; Actinopteri; Osteoglossiformes; Osteoglossidae
Product: WD repeat-containing protein 86-like
Exons: 6
Coding region: 350-1735 (461 amino acids)
Molecular function (GO): protein binding
Source: RefSeq, a predicted model, not a curated record